This is a messenger RNA of Phoenix dactylifera (date palm), 1398 nucleotides long. The record is from RefSeq and is a predicted model, not a curated record. Lineage: Eukaryota; Viridiplantae; Streptophyta; Magnoliopsida; Arecales; Arecaceae.
CAUCUUGAAGGUGAGGCACAACUUUGGUACCAAUUGCUUAAACAAGAGAUGGGGGUUAUCACUUGGGAACAGUUCAAAGAGGGACUUCAUUCUAGGUAUGGUCCUAAUCAGUUCUUUGAUUUCUUUGGAGAGCUCACUAAAUUAAGGCAAACUGGUACGAUAGCAGAAUAUCAAACUAGCUUUGAGAAGUUGCUUGCUAAAGCUGGGCCUAUGCCACAAAAUAGACAGGUGAGCUGCUUUGUUAGUGGCCUAUGUGAUGCGAUUCGCACUGAUGUGCAGGCUAACAGACCCACCACCUUGUCUUCAGCCAUUGGGUUGGCUCGUUUAUAUGAAGCAAGAGAUCUCUCCCGCCGAAAGGCCACUUCACUUGUUCCGAAGGGUGGUUCUCUUUCUCGCAAUAUAGUUGCGGCACCUUCAUCCUCAAUUCCCAUGAAGAAGAUGACUACUGAAGAGUUAAAUGAGCGAAGGAGAAAAGGGCUUUGUUUCAGAUGCAAUGAAAAGUUUGGCCCCGGGCAUCGCUGCAAGAAGUUGUUCCUGAUUCAAGCAUGUUUGGAAGAUAGUGAUGAAGAUGUAGAAAUGGAAACUGAUAGCUGUGAUGAGCACCCAGUUGAAACACCAGAAAUUUCCUUGCAUGCCAUUGCUGGAACACGGGCACAUGAGACAAUGCGAGUUAAAGGCAGCCUCAGACAUAGGGCAGUUAUUAUGCUUGUGGAUUCAGGAAGCACUCAUAAUUUUGUGAGUGAAAGGGUUGCAAAGGCAGUGGGUUUGCAGCCUAAUUCCAGCGGCCAACUUGCAGUAAUGGUAGCUUCUGGAGAAAGGAUAGCUAGUCCAGGUAAAUGUGCUCAUGUCCCGAUAAAAUUACAAGGAGUUACAAUAUUCAUUGAUUUCUAUUUAUUACCACUUGAAGGCUAUGAUGUUGUUUUAGGGGCUUAGUGGUUGAGCACACUGGGACCCAUUGUGUGGGAUUUCUCUAAGUUGCAGAUGAAAUUUGAUAUGGGAGGGAAAGAAGUGGUCUUACAUGGCUUGUCAAUCCCAGAAAAUAAGGUGGUCAACAACUUCCAAUUGGAACGUGUAGCUAGAAAAAGAAAAGAAGGAGUCCUGUUGCAACUAUAUGCCAUGAGGGGCCCACAGGCACAAUACUUUCAACUUCUACUUCCCACUAACGUGCAGCAACUCUUGGAUAAAUAUAAGGAAGUACUAUCAAAACCAAAGGGUCUUCCUCCCAGGAGAGCACAAGAUCAUAGGAUCCCUCUACAAGUUGGUCAAGGGCCUGUUUCAGUCAAACCAUAUCGAUAUCCUCAUUAUCAGAAAGCUGAGAUAGAGAAGUUGGUAGCUGACAUGCUUUCUACUGGACUUAUUCGGCCAAGCAACAGUCCUUAUUCUUCUCCAGUCAUCCUA